UCUGUGACACUCAACUCAUGCUUUCAUAAUCCUCGCACAUGGUAAAGUAGAAUCGACAGGCUGUGUAUGUGAAUGAUUUUGUUCAUCUUCUCUGACGGCAAGCACCAGGGUAGGCCAACGCAGGUCGAUAAUGCUUCUAUUUUCAAUGUAGGGUCGAGGCUCGUCGAGCAGGUAUCGAUUUAGAGAUUGAAUCACUUUCUUGGACGGUUGGUACCGAACAGUUUCCUUCGCCCAACACUUGUAGCCCGGUGUAGUUCAGUCUUGAUAGAUUUACUCGACAGGUUUGGGUUCAACGACUAGGAAUAGACUGGUGGACUGGAUCGUUGUUGAACGGUGCGCUAUAACAGUUCCACCUACCGGUGCUGCACUUUGACAUUGUUGCAACGCCUCGAUCGUGCUGCUUUUGAUUCUUGUUCGCUGAGAAAUGAAUGUUGGCGUUUGUUGACAACGCUAGCUGGUAGAACCUCAGACAGAGACAGAGAGGGCCUAUGUGUGCACUUGCGCUGGUAAAUGAGUGACAGAGUCACCUCACUUGGAGAAGGCACGAAGCUGUGAGACUGAGAGAACUGCCGUGCCGUCGAGGCGUUCUGGGGCCAGCAAAAGCACGCUUUGAUCCCACGCAAUCAGUUUGUGAACUGGUGCGUGCAGCACUGACGCGACACAAUGGUGGAAGUUGUGCAUUCGGGUGCUCUGGAAAUAUGCAAAUCGAUCUCGACAAGCAAAGGAUGGGUGAAACGCUUGUUUGUCCUGAAGCGGUUCCAUUCAAGCGGCACAAGUGCCCUGGAAUACUACAAGGACACCAAGAAAGAUUUCAGGAAACUGGAACCCAAGGGUGUCUUGAACCUCAUCGACAACUAUCAAGUGGAGAUCGUCAGCAGUGAGCAGGUGACCAGCUACAAAAAGCAUGUCUUUGACGUGAGAACCGUGGAGGCAACAUACCGCCUGGCCGCAGAGUCACAGGACGAAAUGGACAUGUGGGUGCGGCAGCUGCAGAUGCAAACGAAACUGAAGCCGGCGUCCGAUCUAGGCAUUGCGUACCACGUGCGGCCGCAGCUGACCGAGGCCAACAAGCGCAUCGGCGCGUCGGGCGAGUGCACCAUGCAGAUGUCCAAGGCCGGCAUCAAGCUGGCCCUGCAUCCCAGCGGCAGCCUGGUCGCCGAGUGGCCGCUGCAGUGCCUGCGCCGCUACGCAUGCGAUGUUGGCAAGUUCCACUUCGAGGCCGGCCGCAAGGCACCGCUGGGCGAGGGCCUGUACGUGUUUCAGACGCCCGACGGCGACAGCAUGUUUGAAGUGCUCGACUAUCUAAUCAAGGCCGAGGCCGGACAGCUGGUGAAUCCACCGCCGGAGCUGCAGCAUGCGGGCCCAACGCCAGGCUACCACCACCUUAAUCACAACACGAUGACGUCGCAUUCAACGCCGGCAGCCAGGCCAGCGCCCGCCAUGACGUCGGCGUCGGCCGGAGCAUCCACGAUCUCUGCCCUGCCGCCGCCAUCACGCCCGCCACCGGCUCUACCGACCAGCCCGGCCGUCGUCGGCCCAGGGAGUGGCACGCUCCCUGCAUCACCAAGACUGGUCGAUCUGUUGUCGUUGACGACGACGUCCGCUUCGUCGCCGCACACGAUGACAACCACGGCGAGCCUGCCCAGAUUCGUGCCCUGCGACAGCUCCAGCUUGCUGCAGCACCACAACAACGGAAUUGCAGCACGCGGACCAGCCCAGAUGCCGCCACAACCGCAGUCCGAAUACAACGUACUCGAUCGAGGACUCGGCGUCAGACCCCUGGGCACUGCAGCGGUGACGGUUGUGCCGGCGGCGAAGACCGUCACCAGCCCUGUGGAGAGCGACGGCGCCGUGUACAACAAGCUCAACCUGCAGCCGGCCGUGAGCAUGCCUGCGGUGCCAGCGCAUCUCAGCCACUCUCAUUCUCAACACCAUCUACUGCAGCACCAGCAUCAGCAGAAGAUGAACGGUCGGCGACGCAGCCACGGGGCGCUGCCGGCACCCGACACCCACGACUACCGCAACCUACCCGAGCCGCCACCUGACAACCGUCCCAGCAGUGCCAUGGACGGCACGCACCCCACCGCCGCCGCUGUGUCGGCGGACGGCCACGCGUUGGGAGCAACGAAACCGGAGUGGCGACGGCUCAGCGGUCCGGAGUCGGUGGCGCGAGACUACGACGAGCUGACCAGGGACUUCCAGGACGACAUGAUACCGAACAAAUUCUACGGCGUGCCCCUGCCCAAUGCUGCUGGCCACAGCAGCCAGUCAAACCGCUGACUGUGCACGUUACCUGGGAUACACACCAGAUAGGAACGAUAUUCUAGGAAUGGAGGUGUUUACAUUACAUAGAGCAUCAUUAAAAUGUCUUUCAGUGUGCGCGGACGACCCACUGCACAAGCAAUUCACCGUAAUUGCUAAUCCCCGCUAUCGUGCCAUCAAUCUUAGAUGUUGCGAAAUUUCGAAUAUUUGAAUCCCCCCUUCCGUGAUGAAGCCCCAAUGAUGGACACCCAGAGCGUCCAAACCACUAGACAUAGACUCGGUGUGCAUAGUAUAUUCCACUGCUGUAAUUUGAAUAGUAUACUGGUCACGUGACCCUAUAUAGUAUUUUGACCGGUUUGAGAACUUCAUCCUGACCUGGUGCUGAAUUAUCCGAUACUACCUCCUCUAUUGCUGAUAUUAUUACGCUUCUGCUUUCAACCGGCCGUCAACAUUAUGGCCCUGGUGCCCGUGAACUUGCUUCUGUCCGUGUUAGCUUGAACUUUCGCUCAAACCUAUAGUUAUCGGCUCUGCUCUCUUGAGUGAAGAACGUCGCCCCAGUGCAGAGCUGCUCAGUGUGUACAUGUGUAUAUUAUCAGAUCAUCUUUUCCACCAUCACAUGCUUUUCAAAGACUAUCAUAGUAUUUCACCUAGCAUGCACUGGUGGUAUGGUCUAUUGGGUUGUGCCGUGGUCUCAUCACUCCAGAACACCUGCACUGCAUGUGGACGCCUUGUGUAUGCUCGGCGCAGUGUGCAUUUUUUACUAUUUUACGACUCCCUGCACAUAACAAAGAUGUGACACCACUCUACUGUACAUGUCUAGACUAGUGCUAAGUGAUGAACCUCUGAGAAACAGCAAUAAAGUUUUUUUGUAGUUUCCCUUCCCUGCACCUGCAA
Sycon ciliatum is the source of this 3156-nucleotide messenger RNA. Its product is annotated as insulin receptor substrate 1-like. The transcript has 4 exons. Bases 664 to 2280 code for a protein of 538 amino acids. Gene Ontology annotation, biological process: cell surface receptor protein tyrosine kinase signaling pathway. Lineage: Eukaryota; Metazoa; Porifera; Calcarea; Leucosolenida; Sycettidae. Gene Ontology annotation, cellular component: cytoplasm. The record is from RefSeq and is a predicted model, not a curated record.